AAACAGACCCCAAGUUCUUUAUUUUAUCUUCAUACUUCUGCAUUUAUUUACAGUACAGAACUUAUUACAUAAGAAAUGGAGAAUCAGUUCUGCCUUUUGUCUUCAAUGACAUCAUGGGCUUAGAAUCCGAAGACUCAAAUGGUGCAGAUCCAGAAGACAUUGCCAAAGCCCUUGAGGGUCUCCUUAAAGAAGGACACAAUUUCAAUCCAACUGAUUCUGCUAAAAAUUACGACUGCAAAAGUGAAACAAGCCCUGAGGAUCUGACAUACUGUCUGGUCUAUGUCAUAGCAGCUGACAAAGUGUCAAUGAUGACUAAAGAAGUCUUCAAAAAGAUGAAAUACAUUAGACAGAAGGCCAGCAGUCUGGAAAUUCCUCAGGCAGUCAUCAUGACGAGGGUGGAUGAAGCUUGCCCACUAGUCGAAAAAAACCUAAGAAAAAUCUACACUAGCAAAAAGAUUAAAGAGAAGAUGCAGAUAUGCUCUAAUUCAGUUGGUGUCCCUGUGAGCCACAUCUUCCCUGUGAAGAACUACCAUGAGGAGAUUGAUACACAAAAUGACAUUGAUGUACUGAUCCUGAGGGCUCUAACACAGAUUGUGCAAAUUGCAGAUGAUCUAGUGAACAGAAGAAAACAUGAUUCUGAAAAAUUGUUAAUCUGUAACACAACAGAGAAAGCAUAGACAACUGUGGGAAUGUGUAUUAAUGAAUGUUACUUCUUCUCAUACUGUGUAAUGUAUAACUGUAGCUUUAUACGCAAGGCUGAACUGCUUCCUAUGUUUCUGGUAAGAACUGAUAAACCAGUACAUGGAGCUCCAGGAACUGGGACGCAUGUUAACCCUUGAGCAGACAGGGAGGGUGAUAUAUGUACUUGAGAUUUCUGUUCUCAGCCACUUCUUUUCUCAUGGGCCACUUCUCAACUGACACUUGACUAGUAAGUGACAUUAAUAAAAAGA
Carassius gibelio (silver crucian carp) is the source of this 950-nucleotide messenger RNA. Its product is annotated as interferon-induced protein 44-like. The record is from RefSeq and is a predicted model, not a curated record. The transcript is spliced from 4 exons. The coding region runs from base 114 to 677 and encodes 187 amino acids. Lineage: Eukaryota; Metazoa; Chordata; Actinopteri; Cypriniformes; Cyprinidae.